AUGUCCUCUUCAAUGACAAAUAAUAGUGAUAUUAAUACGAAUGAAAAUAAAUCUUUGUCUGUUACGCAACAAUAUGGUUUUUCACUCGAUAAUUUAUUUGAUAUAGCCCGGCAUUUUCUUAAAGAAAAGCAAGGCAGUAAAGCUAUACAAUUGAAAUAUGAUGAAAAACUACGGUUUGUCGCUUUAUCUAAACAAGCAACCAUUGGUAAAUGGGAAGCAUCGCACACAGAAAAUGUCGGUCUUCUUGAUGUUGUUGGUAAUGACCGAAAACAAUCGUGGAUUGCAUUAGGAGAUAUGUCAAAGGAGCAAGCGAAAGAAGAGUUUAUUAAAUUACUAUUAGAACGUUGUCCAAUGUUUCAACAUCAUUUGGAAGCACAUCAUGUGGAAAAUGAAGAAAAAGAUAGAUUAAAAAAGGAAGAUGAAGCUCGCCGUACAUUAGAGCAAGAAGCUCAACGAGUAAGACAACACGAACUCGAACAGGUGUCACGGUUAGAAGAACAAAAGAAGAAACGUGAAGAAUUUCAACGAAAACAAAUUCAAGAAGCUCUUAAUCAACAAACAUAUCCACAGUUCAAAACCUACGCAGAGCAACAAUUUAAAGAUAAUAGACAAGCACAAGACGAAUUAAUUCGUCAAUUACAAGAACAACAUUUUCAACAGUACAUGCAACAAGUUUAUCAACAACAGUUAAACCAACAACAACAACGCCGAAUAAAAACAAGCAUGGAACAACAAUCAACAAAUUCACCGCCAUCAGCAACAUUUUCACCAAACAAUCAAAUACCACCGCUUAACCCUGCGCCAACACAACUCCCACCCGUCGUUCAUCCACCACCUCAAUCAUUGACUAAUGGUAGUAAAUCUUUAGAAGAAACUAGAACCGAAUCAACUGUUCCUAUUCAAAAUCAAUUCGAAUCUCUUUCUCUUAAUUCUUCAUUACAAUCAUCUGCUCGCAGUGAUCUAUCUCCAUCGAAGUUUCCAUCCGUUCAAAUAAAUAAUGAGCUCAGUGGUUCACAACAAUCCGUUGAUGAUAAUCCAAUAGAUAACGAGGCUGCCAUGAAUCCAAUUGGUGAUUUAUCAAGUGACGAUGGCACACGUGAAUAUCCUAAUUUAGCACCAGCUAGCAUGUGGACACGUAAAGACAUCAAAGAAUUUAAAGAUACUGUACGCAAAGAAAAAGAUGCCGUUAUUAAAAUCGGUAGCGGCGAAACUGUUACAGUGCGCGUUCCAACACAUGAAGAUGGGCGUUGCAUUUUUUGGGAAUUUGCUACUGACUAUUAUGAUGUUGGUUUCGGUCUGUAUUUUGAAUGGAGUCAAGUUCAAUCGAAUACUGUUACCGUUCAUGUUAGUGAUUCAAGUGAAGAAGACGACGAGGACGGUGAAGAUGGUUCUAAUCAAGAAAAGAAAGAUAUUGAAAAAGGUUCAAGAACUAGUAAUAAACCACCAAAACCAUAUCAAGAUGAAAUAGUUCCAAUAUUUCGACGUGAUUCCCAUGAAGAAAUCUAUGCUGGCAGUCAUCCAUAUCCUGGCAAUGGAGUUUAUUUACUUAAAUUUGAUAAUAGUUAUUCAUUAUGGCGUUCAAAAACACUCUAUUAUCGUGUUUAUUAUUCGCGAUAA
Molecule: messenger RNA, 1617 nt
Organism: Rotaria socialis
Lineage: Eukaryota; Metazoa; Rotifera; Eurotatoria; Philodinida; Philodinidae
Source: the annotation of a GenBank genome assembly